AUGGAUUCGUUCGAGAGUAAUCCUCUACGGGGUUGGAGGCUAGAAACCGGGUAUGACGCGAAUGGAGACCGACAUCAUCUACGACCAUCAGGCUCCGAGCGCUGGCGGGCUGUGCGAUGUUUAGGGAAGGGGUCUUUUGGCGACGUCUGGCAGGAGCAUUGUAUAUCGGGACCCUCAAAGGAUGCCAUUCGCGCUGUGAAACGUCUCAGUAAGCGGCAGUCGACGUUUUCGGAAAUGUCCAGGCGGGAGCUCAACGCCCUAGUUACAUUCUCUAACUCUCACAUCCCUGAGUAUAGAAACUAUUUUGUCCAAUGCUUUGGCUGGUUCGAUGACAUAGAGCACUUCUACAUCGCAAUGGAGUUCUUCGAGUACGGUGACCUCCAGAAAUACAUAAUAAAGCCGUUCCCGGAGCCCGAAGCGGCGUCAAUCACGGUGCAGGUGGCCCAGGCUUUGCAAUACAUGCAUCAGAAGAAUUUCGUCCACCGGGACAUCAAGCCUUUGAAUAUCCUCGUUUCCAGUCUAGGCCCCCGGUGGCACGUUAAAGUAGCGGACUUUGGAAUUGCUAAAAACAUAGAUGGCACUGCUCUUGGAACACUCCAGAUUGGCUCUCUUGGAUACAUGGCGCCGGAGCUAUGGGGCAAUUCGCCGGAUCCAUACACAGCGGCUGUCGACGUCUGGGCACUCGGGGCUGUGGCAUUCUGCUUAAGGACCGGAUUUCCCCCGUUCCGCACCAUCCAGCACUUACUCGACUAUGCCCGUGAUCACAAAACACAUUUCCCCCUGCGGCCACUAGGUACAUCGAGCGGGUUCUGCAUGAACUUUGUAUUAGGCACUAUGGCCGAGGCUCCCGAACGACGAUUCACCAUCGAGCAAAUCUUGGCGCAUGACUGGCUUUCUAUGCAGCUCGGUGUCUCUCAGGGAGGGGAGCCGGGUGGGAACGCGAUAGACGGUCUGACGGCCUUAAACGUACCACCGUCUAACGCCUGGUCGGACACAUAUAGCAGCUCUAGUACUCACCAACCGCAGCCUCGUUCACCUAGCACGCCGGACAUAGAUCCAGUGCCCACGCCGUUACCGUCCCGUAACUCUCCCUUGCGACCGGGGGCACAGAAUUUAAGGGAAAAUUUAGAGAAAGGGAUGAAGAAGCUCACAGUAGCGGCGACAUACCUCGGGCAACAGGGAUAUGACCGGGAAGAGAAGAUCGGGAAAGAAUUGGUUAGUCAGGUCGGUUUAGGACGGGAAGUGGUUGGUUACCACAAUGGCGGCCGGCUGGCGUCGGGGUCAAAGGACACGACAGUCAAGAUCUGGGAUCCAGCAACGGGGCGCUGUGUAUCGACGCUCAAAGGUCACAGCGAUGGGGUCAAGUCAGUGGCUUGGUCACCCAACGGCGGCUGGCUGGCAUCGGGGUCGUUGGACGAGACAGUCAAGAUCUGGGAUCCAGCAACGGGGCACUGUAUAUCGACGCUCAAAGGUCACAGCAAUUGGGUCCAGUCAGUGGCUUGGUCACACAACGGCGGCCGGUUAGCGGCGGCGUCGGGGAGAUCGACAGUCAAUAUCUGGGAUCCAGCAACGGGGCGUUGUAUAUCGACGCUGGAAGGCCACGACACUUGGCCCUUCUCCGUGGCCUGGUCGCACGAUGACAACCGGCUGGCGGCGGGGUCAGAGGACGGGACAGUCAGGAUCUGGGAUCCAACAACGGGGCACUGUAUAUUGACGCUGAAAGGCCACCACGGUUUGAUUAGGUCGGUGUCCUGGUCGCGUAAUGGCGACCGGCUGGCGUCGGCUUCAGUGGACAAGACAGUCAAGAUCUGGGAUCCAGCAACGGGACACUGUAUAUUGACGCUCAAAGGCCACAAUAAUUGGUUCCAGUCUGUGGCCUGGUCGCACGAUAACGGCCGGCUGGCAUCGGGGUCAGACGACAGUACAAUCAAGAUCUGGGAUCUAGCAACGUGGCGCUGUGUAUCGACGCUUAGAGACCACAGCCAUUCGGUUAUGUCGGUGGCCUGGUCGCACAAUGGCGACCGGCUGGCGUCGGGUUCAGUCGACAAGACAGUCAAGAUCUGGGAUCCAGCAACGUGGCGCUGUGUAUCGACGCUUAAAGGCCACCACGAUUGCGUCUUCUCCGUGGCCUGGUCGCACGAUGGCGGCCGGUCAGCGUAA
Messenger RNA from Penicillium verrucosum, 2160 nucleotides. Its product is annotated as kinase-like domain-containing protein. Gene Ontology annotation, molecular function: protein binding; ATP binding; protein kinase activity. Gene Ontology annotation, biological process: protein phosphorylation. Lineage: Eukaryota; Fungi; Ascomycota; Eurotiomycetes; Eurotiales; Aspergillaceae. The coding region runs from base 1 to 2160 and encodes 719 amino acids. The record is from RefSeq and is a predicted model, not a curated record. The transcript has 4 exons.